Molecule: messenger RNA, 1387 nt
Organism: Galendromus occidentalis (western predatory mite)
Lineage: Eukaryota; Metazoa; Arthropoda; Arachnida; Mesostigmata; Phytoseiidae
Product: ubiquitin recognition factor in ER-associated degradation protein 1
Exons: 10
Coding region: 140-1222 (360 amino acids)
Biological process (GO): ubiquitin-dependent protein catabolic process; ERAD pathway
Cellular component (GO): VCP-NPL4-UFD1 AAA ATPase complex
Molecular function (GO): polyubiquitin modification-dependent protein binding
Source: RefSeq, a predicted model, not a curated record
AUCCUGCUGUUGUUGGUAUGAGUGAGCGGAAUUCCAGAUGAACAAAUGAGAACUCUGUUACUACAGUCCGUGUCUGAGUAGAUCAGGUAUCCCGCGGAACGGACUUUCUUCUCCUCCAGGAGCAGGAAAAACUUCAAAAAUGUUCAAUCUAGAUCAUUUCCAAGACAUCCAUCGGAAGUUCACUGCAGAAUACAGAGCUUUCUCUGUGUCGAUGCUGUGUGGGAAUGAGCGGCAAAAUCUCGAGCAAGGAAAUAAAGUGAUACUGCCGCCCUCCACCUUGGACAUGCUGUCGCGGUUGAAUAUCACGUACCCUAUACUUUUCAAGGUUGAGAAUCGGCGGUUGAAGCGAGACACGCACUGUGGUGUUCUCGAGUUCUCUGCAGACGAGGGGAAAUGCUACCUGCCUUACUGGAUGAUGAAAUACCUUUGUCUCGACGAGGGAGAUCAUCUCUACGUGGAGAACACCCAGCUCCCGGUGGGGAACUUCGCCAAGUUCCAAGCUCAAUCAGUAGACUUUCUCGAUAUAACCAAUCCGAAAGCCGUCCUCGAGAACUCGUUGCGGCAUUUCGCAUGCCUAACCGCCAACGACACCAUAGUGAUUAAAUACAACGACAAGCAGUACGAGUUGUGUGUACUCGAGACUCGGCCCGGGCCAGCCAUCGAUAUCCACGAAUGUGAUCUCAAUGUCGAAUUCGCGGCUCCUGUAGGAUAUCAGGAACCUGAGACCAAGAAGGUUUCGCAAGAAGAAAUCGAUUUCAAGAAGCCAGAGGUGAUAGUGGACACCAAGAAAGCUUUCCAGGCGUUCGCCGGAUCUGGGAAUCGGAUCGAUGGUAAGGCGAAGAACUUGGACGCGAGCGUCGCACAAGGCAAUCUUCAAGCCGCUGAGAUCGAAAGGGGCGUUCCGGACGACCGAUGGAAACUCGGACAAAUAAAUUUUAUUCGAGUGCAGUUUACGAAGAAGGGUGAGAAUAUGGAAGUAGAAGAUACCUUCUCGGCAUUCGCCGGUCCGUCGUCGACACUCCGGCAGAGAAAAACUACGAGCACCAGUUCUGCUGCGGCUCGUCCGUCUCGGCCUCCGGCGAACUCGGGAGGCAUGUGGAAGUUUUACACCGAUGAUUCUCCGGGAUUCAAAGUCGGACCGGUACCCGUUCUAGUGAUGAGCGUUCUAUUCAUCUUCUCUGUAUUCGUGCUCCACAUGUAUGGCAAGCUGACUCGGGGAUAAAUUCGAGAUAUUUAAUUUUAUAAUAUUUGUUGUGUACUUAUUAGGAUUAUUACAUGAAUCUUGAAUAAGUACCUAUGUCUGAAUGAGAACUCCUGGAGAGCUAAAAGUCAUGUGCGAUUUGUCUUUAUGUAAAACUAUGAGAAUGAAGAAUAAGAGGGACUCCUU